Messenger RNA from Pectinophora gossypiella (pink bollworm), 828 nucleotides. RefSeq lists its product as uncharacterized. Lineage: Eukaryota; Metazoa; Arthropoda; Insecta; Lepidoptera; Gelechiidae. Bases 398 to 811 code for a protein of 137 amino acids. The record is from RefSeq and is a predicted model, not a curated record. The transcript has a single exon.
AUAAUUUUUUCUGUGAGAGUGAAUCAUUGCUGAGUUUGUUUAACUUAUUUUUGUAUUCUAUUCUAUCGUCUAUCCAUACAAUUUGUGAUGAUAGUGUAGAUUUUUGUAUUUUACCUACGUAUUAUUCUAAGAGUUGGUAAGUAUGCUACUGAAUAUAAUAAAUAAACUACCCUAGAAAAGGAAUAAUUCUUGGCACCAACUACCUACUCUGAUCAUACUCUCCCUGUUAAUUUCCGUUCAAAAACAGAAUUACCUAUAAUAAACAGAUACAACUGUGAAAAAUAACUUCGUGUUGUAUGAAAAUUGUACCUCGUUUUCAAUAAUAAGAAGGCUAGUAGUCUUAACAUAAUCAUAAUACCUACAAGAAGGCUGUUUUGUAUUAUAAAAGUAAAUAAACAUGAAUAAGAAAAGGAACGUAAGUUUCAUUAAGCCAGAAGAUCCAGAGUUUCUGAAAGUUCUGAAAAGACAAGCUGGCUAUGAUGAUAAGAAUCAUAAGUUUGAUGAGCUGCAAAAUGCAGAUGGAGAUUUUGCAGAAGACGAGGACACUGAACAACCGCAAGUUGUAGUGCUGAAACCUGGAGAUCUAACUGCUGAAGAAGCAGAAGUGGAAAAGAAGAGAUUAGAGAAAGAAGAAGCUGAAACUAAAGCUGAUCUUAGCCAGAAAGUUAUAUUCAAACCAAAAGCCAAGAGUUCAGAGCCAGAAUCAAACAAACGAAAAAGGAAAGAAGAACAAAACAAACACAGUAAGGAUAAGAAAAGCAGACAACUAUUAUCAUUUGCAGAUGAUGAUGAUGAUGAUGAGGAAGAAUAAAAUAAUUGUUCGUUUAA